This is a messenger RNA of Rattus norvegicus (Norway rat), 3257 nucleotides long. The record is from RefSeq and is a predicted model, not a curated record. NCBI's taxonomy places the organism in Eukaryota, Metazoa, Chordata, Mammalia, Rodentia, Muridae.
CCUCUUCACGUCCAAUACCUUCUCUGUAAUUGAGGGUGAUGCCUUCAUCGGCCUGUCCUACCUGCAGUACCUCUUCAUUGAGGACAACAAGAUCGGCUCCAUCUCUAAGAACGCCCUGAGGGGACUCCGCUCACUGACCCACCUGUGUGUAUCUGCACAGUCCAGACCUCCACUGUAGGCAGCCCGACCCACCCUCAAGGCCAUAGCGUCUUCUGGCCCUGGCUGACACUCUUUCCUCUCCCCGCUCCAUCAGAAGCCUGGCCAACAACCACCUUGAGGCUCUACCCAGAUUCCUGUUCCAAGGCUUGGAGACUCUGACUCAUGUGGACCUCCGUGGUAACCCGUUCCAGUGUGACUGCCGAGUACUUUGGUUGCUACAGUGGAUGCCUAUGGUGAAUGCCAGUGUGGGCACGGGGGCCUGUGCGGGCCCCUCUGCACUUGCUCAAAUACAACUGAAUCACCUCGACCCUAAGAAGUUCAAGUGUAAAGCCACAGGCACCCCUGACUCUCUUGCUGCCCCUAGAACUCUCCUGGCUCCAGACUGUUGGGGAGUCGGCACUGAGCGUGGAGUCCUUCUCCUAUCAGGGGGAACCUCACAUGGUCCUGGCACAGCCCUUCGCUGGCCGUUGCCUGAUCCUGGUGUGGGACUACAGCCUGCAGCGCUUCAGGUCUGAGGAAGAGCUGUCCGCGCCCUCAGUGGUGUCCUGCAAACCUCUGGUGCUGGGCCCACGCCUCUUCAUACUGGCUGCUCGCCUAUGGGGAGGCUCACAGCUGUGGUCACGGUCCAGCCCCGACCUGCGUCUGACCCCUGUGCAAGUCCUAGCCCCUCAACGGCUGCUGCGACCCAAUGAUGCCGAGCUCCUGUGGCUGGAUGGGCAGCCCUGCUUCGUGGUGGCUGAUGCUUCCAAGGCUGGCAGCACCACGCUGCUGUGUCGUGAUGGGCCGGGCUUCUACCCACGCCAGAGCCUGCACGCCUGGCACCGCGACACCGAUGCAGAGGCCCUGGAGCUGGACGGCCGACCGCACCUGUUGCUUGCUUCCGCCUCCCAGAGGCCUGUGCUCUUUCACUGGUUUGGUGGCCGAUUCGAGAGGCGCACAGACAUCCCAGAGGCAGAGGACGUCUAUGCCACAAAACACUUUCAGGCGGGAGGAGACGUGUUCCUGUGCCUGACUCGAUACAUUGGGGACUCCAUGGUCAUGCGCUGGGACGGCUCCAUGUUCCGUCUGCUGCAGCAACUUCCAUCUCGAGGCUCCCAUGUCUUCCAGCCACUACUAAUUGCCAGCGACCAGUUGGCCAUUCUGGGCAGCGACUUCGCCUUCAGCCAAGUCUUCCGCUUUGAGCCCGAUAAAGGGAUCCUGGAGCCACUACAGGAGCUGGGCCCACCGGCCUUGGUGGCCCCCCGAGCCUUUGGCCAAGUCACUGUAGCAGGAAGACGCUUUUUAUUCGCAGCGUGCUUCAAGGGGCCCACGCAGAUCUACCAGCACCAUGAGUUGGAUCUCAGUGCCUGAGGCUGGGAAAGACCCUGGAAGUGGCUAUGGGACUGGCAAGGGCAUUCUGGGACAUCUGGGUAACCUCUCUGGGCUGGCCUCCUGGAUGUCACAGACAGUCCUGGGUGAUACAGACCACAAGCCAAGUGCAUCAGCCUGAGUUAGGCUUAGUCCACUUUUCGGAGGAUCUGUACCUAAGGGGCAAGUGGGAGGUCUCUUUACUCCCAACUAUGUUUAGGGCCCCUCCAGUCUGAAGCCACAUUUGGGCUGAGGACAGAUGCUCCCAUGCACAACAUCUUGGGAGUUCCUCCUGGAACACAACUUGGAGCUGGGAUACAGAAACUAAAAGGGCAAUCUGCUGAGCUCCAAGAGGUUUGGACACCCCGCCCUCAACGUCCCCUUGGUCCUGCUGCAUAUAAAGAACCGAGAGAGAGCAUUAGUUCCACUCAAACCCUAUCUGGCCAUUGGUUUCGUGGAGUAUGCGUCUCUGUGACGUCACAGUUGCUGGGCAGUUUCUUGGCCUGGUACUCUGCUGCCUGUGCGCAUGCCUGGUACUUUGCUGCCCGUGCGCAUGUCUAUUUCCGAAGACUGAUUGCUUUUACACGUGUGCAGUAAAAGUGAAGCAGCGAAGAUGAAGUCUAGAGGCGUCACAGAGAGCACUGGGUACCUUUUUCCAGAAUGUGACAGGGGCAAGAACAGGGAGUGUAUGAAUUCAAUAAAUGCCCCGCGCACCCAACCUGCCCGCUCUGUGGUCUCAAGGCGGGAGCCUCUUGUUGAGUGGCAGGUGAAAACCCUGGAUGGGAUCUUGGGCAGGAAUUUUGGUUUGAAAGGUUUUAGGCAUUUUCUGUGAUUGCACUUAGAUUCUGGAGGCUCUGAUGGAUACUGAGGAGCCUCAAGAGAGCUGGGGGUCAGUGGAGGAUCUCACAGUGUGGCCACUGCUGGACUAUCGGCGGUGUUCUGAGAAAUUACAGGUCUCACAGGUGAAUGGAAGGGUCUCAUGAUAAAGUGGGGUCAUCUCAACUGCAGGGGUGGGGACAGCUAAAUAUCGGGGUGGCCCCAAUAUGGUGUGAUGACCCCACGGUGUAGUUUUUCGCAAUGUCACCCAGUGUCCCUACACUGCGUGAGAUUAGGGCUCUUUUUCACUCCCGCAAGUGUCCCUCGUUUGCCACUAGAACUUAAGUGGCACAGGAGGCUGCCCAUGGAGGGAAAGGGCAAAUCUCAUGCCCACCAUAAGGCCAUGACGUGCAGGUCUAAGCAUGAUUCAGCCAUCAGCUCCUGCUCAUUAACCUGCCCCAUCGAGGCCCCAAGGUCCACCCCAGCAUCUGCUCACCUCCUCGCUGCCGGCAGCCACACUCCAAGCUCCACACAGAGUCUCUGGCUCGCCUGAGCAUGACGUAAAAUCAUUUUAUAUUAACAACUGAACAAAGAACCUGCUACCAUGAGAUGAGGCUCGGGGAAGGCAGUGUCAGGAGAGGAGGAGCCCAGACAUCUUGGAGUUCAAGCCCAUCUCCAGAGACAGGACCUGCACUUUUUUAACUGAUCCAUCCUCAGCAGUUGUGAGCAGAGCCUGGUAGAGGGAAUGGAGUCAGUUUGCAAGCAUCUCCCCUUUCCUUCUCCCUGACUCAGGCACGCUCCCACUCCAGCUUCCACUAGUGACCAUUACCCCCACGUGUCACCCCCAAUCAUCCUGUGUCAUACCUGGUGUGAUGAGGGGUGGCCCAUCUCCUGGACGGUGGCUAAGGAAAUAAACGGAAUAAUAUGUAAAUAAA